Messenger RNA from Prorocentrum cordatum, 498 nucleotides. The record is from the annotation of a GenBank genome assembly. NCBI's taxonomy places the organism in Eukaryota, Dinophyceae, Prorocentrales, Prorocentraceae.
GCAGGGGUAGGGUAAUGUUCGGGCGCAAGCCCCGCUGCACGGCCUUAUCCUGAACCAGCUUGUGGGUGGGGAUUGUGGGCACAGAUCGUAUCCCCGUAAGAGGUCGGCGGCAUCAUGCUGACCAACCGCGGCACCGCUUGCUACAGCGCCCCAGAGAUCCACGCCCAGCGCAUCUGGAACGAGCGCGUGGACCUGUGGUCCGGCGGCCUGAGCAUCUGCUUCAUGCUGCUGGGCCGCCUGCCCUUCCGGGCGGGCAGGGACUCCGUGCGCCGCGCGCUGAAGAGCGGGCUGGCGCCGCCCAUGGACUUCUGCAAGCUGCCGUGGCUGCUGGGCAACCUGGCGCAGCAGUGCCUGGCGCCGGACCCGUGCGACCGCCCGCCCGCCGUGGAGCUGCUGGCGCACCCGGCGUUCGGCGACGGCUCCGCACGAGCGGCGGGCUGCUGCGCACGCGGAUGCCGCGAUGCUGGGUAGGGGGGCGGAGGAGUGCGGCGCCGCCGU